This is a messenger RNA of Zingiber officinale, 1086 nucleotides long. RefSeq names its product vegetative cell wall protein gp1-like. Lineage: Eukaryota; Viridiplantae; Streptophyta; Magnoliopsida; Zingiberales; Zingiberaceae. The record is from RefSeq and is a predicted model, not a curated record. Bases 1 to 1086 code for a protein of 361 amino acids. The transcript has 2 exons.
AUGGCUACCACUGCAAAUCCCCGACCUCGUCUUCCCCGCAGAGCCUCGUCUACUGCCCGAUCUCCCUCCUUUACUCGUCCCAGGAUUUCGUCUACAUCCCGGCCUGGCGCUCCUGUUCAUCCACGACCCUCACCUACAGCCCGACCAUCCGCCUCGACGCCUCUUCAACCCACUAAUCCUUCCCGACCGACUUCUGGCUCUGGUUGUGGCCGCGGUCGUAGAUCAACCAAUGUAACCUAUGUCAGCCCUGCCUUCAGAGAAGCCUCUCAGGCGGCUCAUCUGGCACGUUCUGCCAAUGACCGCUCGAGUCGUGAUGCCCCCUCUACUUCUCGGCACAGGGUUCGAUUGCCUUCCGAAGAUUCUGAUUCGGAUGACCAGCCUUUGGCUCAGAGACUUCGCCGCAGGGCCCCCCAUCCUAGCCAAGACUCGGGCUCUUCCGCUGUUUCUCCUCCUUCGCCUCCGGUUGCAACCCGUCCUCCGCCUCCUGUUGCAACCACUACUCCUAUCCCGAGCCAGGCGGAUGCUCCUCCGGAUCCGCCCAAGGCUCCGACCGAGCCUCCGCUAGCUCAACCUUCCACCUCGCGACAGCAUCCGAGUACGGAAGCUGGCCCCUCACAUCGCCCUUCACCAGCUACCUCACCUCCAGAGCCUUCUCAUGUGCCCCCUUCACUUCCUUUCGGCUCAGCUGCUGGACCUUCACAGCCACCACCACCUACUCAUCACCAUUACCGGACCACUGCCCCUUCUGAGGCUGGGUUACGGUCACGGCAAGAUGUUCCCACCAACUUCCUCACGAUGAAAGGUCGUUUGGCCACUUUAUGGGAAGAAAGUAUGCAGCAGAUGGAACUCUUGUCGCCACCUGCCCAAAUGGAUAGAUUCUCAGAGCUGUAUAUCAAGGCUUGUGUAGAGUCCCUGAUAAUAAAUCAAUCCUUUCAUGCCACUCAUUACCAGAGCAAGGUGUUGCGAGACAUGGUAGCAGAAUUGGAGCUGCAGUUAAAUGAUCCUGCGCAGGCUAGUUAUGCCCUGAGAGCUGAAAUAAAGGACCUGACCAGAAGGAAGACCCAUCUGGAAGUAUCCCUGGCGUAG